Messenger RNA from Daldinia vernicosa, 2193 nucleotides. RefSeq lists its product as uncharacterized. Gene Ontology annotation, cellular component: membrane. The record is from RefSeq and is a predicted model, not a curated record. Gene Ontology annotation, molecular function: monoatomic ion channel activity. Gene Ontology annotation, biological process: monoatomic ion transport; transmembrane transport. NCBI's taxonomy places the organism in Eukaryota, Fungi, Ascomycota, Sordariomycetes, Xylariales, Hypoxylaceae. The transcript is spliced from 6 exons. Bases 1 to 2193 code for a protein of 730 amino acids.
AUGCCAAUUCGCGUCAAGUCGCGUCCCGCGAAGUCCCCGGAGCGUUCCUCGUCACCCCCCUCUGUCCCCACCACUGAUAUUCCCCUCCCUGAUAUCCGCCAUGAAGAUAGCUUCCGCGAUGUCAUUAAGAAGCUUUCCAAAUAUAUAGCUAGAGUAGUUUAUUUGCCAAGCUCCUUCGAACAACUGAGGACCACAUCGGCUGGUGACGAUCUACACGCCCUUGUUGACUAUCUUAGCACCCGUGUCACCAAUCCCGCAAUCGUAAACGCUUUACUGGCACUGAGAUGGCAUUACAGCUCGAUAGGCGACGAUGGCCGAGGAAUCAAUGAAGCUCGUGCAAAUGCUUGCGAGAUUGUUGCCUGGAGAUUUUUAACUCGUCUAUCGGAGCGGGAAGCCGUCGAGUUUUGCCUCUACGAGAUCCCAGACCCAGAUGAUAGCGAAAGAGAAAGAUACCUUGCCAAUGAGCCUGCAGAUGGUGGUGAAAGCCAUGAGCGAAGAUCUCUACUACGCCGACCUUCUAGAUCUCCCUCGCCAGACCGCCGCUCGGACGAUCGCUUUAAGACUGUGAGACGAAACCAAUUGCUUCAAUCACUCUCGAAAAUGACUACGAAUCGAGAGUCUGGUGAUCUUGAAGAACUGGAAAUUGAUCCUACUGAACCUUUUACGCAUCUCAAUGGCCUAGAAAUAGCGGCCAUUGCUAACGCAAAGAGGUUUCUUAGCCAGCACGUGGUACAGAAGAUCAUCACAGGCAUUUGGAACGGCUCCAUUAUCUUCUGGGACCAACUUUCAGUCCAUUCGAGAAAGAAAACUCAGUUUUAUAACCCUCGCACAGCCGAUCCCUUUUCACGACUUCGAGUGCCCAUAUACCUCAAAGCUUACGAGGUUGCGUUUUUCGCUGGGUUUUUAAUGUUAUACUACAGCGUGUUGAUCAAGCAGAAUCACCACGCUAUUACCCCUCUAGAAGUAGUACUCUACAUCUGGUUCGCCGCCUUCUUCUACGAUGAAGUUAGCGAAUAUAUCGAUGCCGGGUCGAUUUUUUAUGCUGCAGAUGUUUGGAAUCUAUUUGACAUGAUUAUGAUUGCCAUCGGGCUCGUCUUUGCGAUUUUGAGGUUCGUUGGAUUAUAUUGGGCCGAUUAUACUCUUGUAGAUAUUGGCUUUGACGUCUUAUCACUGGAGGCCCUCUUCAUGGUACCUAGGGUUUGCUCGAUAUUUAGUCUGUCCCCGUACUGGGGUACUCUAAUCCCCUGUCUCAAGGAGAUGGGCAAGGACUUCUUGAAAUUCAUGCUUUUGGUAAUCAUUGUAUAUUUGGGGUUUUUAUCAACCUUUUGUCUCGUCGGGAGGGAUACAUACCCAUUUCAACACAUGGCCAUGAUCGUGACCAAGAUCUUUUUCGGGUCUAGUUACGUUGGGUUUGAUAUUAUGGAUGAAAUCGACCCCAUCUUUGGACCUCCUCUCAUGUUUAUUUUUGUCACGCUGAGUUCGAUCUUACUUAUGGGCUCCCUGACGGGUAUGCUCAGUAAUAGUUUCUCAAGAGUCAUUACGCACGCUCGUGAAGAGUAUCUCUACGUCUACAGCGUAUACGUACUCGAGGCAUCAACGAGCAAUAGGCUCACUCACUUUUACCCUCCGUUUAAUCUCAUCGCGCUGGUAAUCUUCAGGCCGUUGCGCCUAUUCCUACCCUCAGACGAUAAAUUCCGGCAAGCACGCAUUAUACUUCUCCGAGCAACCCACGCACCCAUCGUCGGGGUUAUUCGGUUAUAUGAGUGGUUUACCGGCAAACUCAACCCCGACGGUUUCGACAACUUCCGCGGCCCACGACAGGAUUCUUCCAGCCCACGACAGAAUUCUCCCAAACGGCACGCCGCACCGCCCCCUGAUAGACCAGGGGAUAGACCAGGGGAUAGGCAAGGGGAUAGGCAAGGGGAUGGGCAAGGGGAUAGGCAAGGGGAUAGGCCAGAGAGCGGACCGCAAUCGGCAGAUCGGCCAACACCGCGCGAUACUACUAGUGUGGAAGUGGUUCCUAAGACGAGGCCUCAGCAGCAAGUCCUUGAGGAUUAUGCUGGACAUGCGCCUAACGAUGUGGAGGUUCGAAUCUCAGAGUUGGCAGCGAAGAUUGAUCGGCUUACGGCUUUGAUUGUUUCGUUACACAGCGGCGCCGGUAUCGAAACGGGCCAACAUGGCCAACAUGAUUAA